AUGGUUCCUAUUCUCUAUGGAUCACAAACAGGAACAUCGAUCUAUGUCAGUAAAUUAAUAGAAAGAGCAAUUCUAUAUGGAUAUGACGCAAGAACGAUUUAUAACUUGGAGAGCUUUUCCUCCAGCCAAGAUCAGAGAAGUAUGUCUAUAGUGGUGGAGAUGGAUCUUUUUGACAUCGAAAAAAUCAUUGAUGUAGACUUUAUUAUAUUUGUUUGUUCAACACAUGGAGACGGAACUGAGCCAUUCAACAUGACUAAGUUCUGGUCGUUUCUGUCAAACGAUAGCUUGCCAAGCACCAUCCUGUCUCAUUUGAGCUUUGCUGUUUUUGGUCUUGGAGACUCUUCAUAUGAAAAGUUCAAUUACUGCUCCAAAAGGCUCUUCAACCGACUCAAGAUGCUUGGAGGAAGGCCUGUAAUAAGAAGAGGGUGUGGAGAUUCACAGGACAAAGAGGGGUAUCUUUCUGAUCUUAGGCCUUGGUUACUGGAACUUGUGACUUAUAUGAAAAGUUAUAGGACAAAGGAUAUCAUCCUUAUUCCUCCUAAGCCUGAGGAAUACAUUUCAAGAUUGGUUGGGAAAAGACAGCUAACACCCGAGGAUCAUUUUCAAAAGAUAGUGGAGUUUGUCUUUGAUAUUCCUGGGUACAAGGACUUCUCUCCUGGAGACUGCUUAUCUUUUCUUCCAGAAAACUACAAUUACAAAGAAUUCAUGAGUUAUAACGGCAUAGAAGAAGAAGAAAUGGAUGGAGUAUUGUCCACAUGGCUAGUGAGACAGGUUAUAGACUUUAAUUCACAGCCACAUCAACCAUUCUUUUUUGCACUUGGGCACUUUCUAAGGCAGAAGAUUGAUGUUGAGGAAGAAAUCCUUCUAAAAGUAGAGGAGAUUGCUGAGGAUUAUGAUCUAUACUACGACUAUAUAAUCAAACCAAAAAGAACGGUGUUUGAAGUUCUUAAGGAUCUGAAGGUGAAAGUUGACAUUGCAUUUCUUAGGAGAUUCGGUCCUACUUUAUACCCAAGAUUCUUUUCAGUAACAAAGAAGGAGGGGCUGUACCACAUUACUGCCUCCAUUGUAAGGUAUAAAACCCUCCUUGCCCAGCCUAGGAAAGGAGUUUGCUCCGAAUACCUGAUGAGUAUGAGCCUAAAUAAUACAGUUAGGGUAGGUGUUGGAAGGAGUAAUCUGUACUUUGGCUCGGAUAAGCUAUUGUUUAUAUGCACAGGGACUGGGAUAGCCUUGCCAAGGGCCUGCGUCCAUGAAUUCAAGGAUAAGGAAAUGGUUAUAUUUUACGGAUUCAGGCAUAGACACAAAGAUUUUUUAUAUUCUGAUGAAUGGAAUAAUAAAAACGUGAGAAUAAUUACUGCAGCAUCCAGAGAUGAUAAGGUUUAUGUCCAAGACAUUUUCAGGAAAAACCCUGUUGAAGGAAUUGAUCAGUAUCUGAUAUUUGUGAGUGGAAGCUCAAGAUUAAAUAAGGUUGUUAGAGGGGUUUUACAAGAUGUGUAUGGAAAGGUAGUUGUAUUCCAGUCUGAAACAUGGUAG
Encephalitozoon romaleae SJ-2008 is the source of this 1530-nucleotide messenger RNA. Its product is annotated as NADPH cytochrome P450 reductase. The transcript has a single exon. Gene Ontology annotation, molecular function: oxidoreductase activity; FMN binding; flavin adenine dinucleotide binding. Gene Ontology annotation, cellular component: cytosol. NCBI's taxonomy places the organism in Eukaryota, Fungi, Microsporidia, Unikaryonidae. The coding region runs from base 1 to 1530 and encodes 509 amino acids. The record is from RefSeq and is a predicted model, not a curated record.